AUCAAAGCCCUUUCCUCCCUCAAAAUCUCCGCAUCUCUCCCUACAUCUUCUCCUCUGUAUAAAUUUAGUUGGCUUUCUUGCAGAGAUGAAUUCAAAUAAAGUGGAUACCGUAUUUCAAGAGGAAGAGCAACAGAGGCAGGAGGGAUCAUCCAUGGGUGGACAUGAAACUUUGGAUGAGAGCGGCUAUGUUCCUGCCAAUGUGCCAGGUUUAAAUAUCAACAAUGGACUUGGAAAGUUGGACAGAAAUACAAGGAAGUUUGUUGAUAAGGCUAAGGAACUGGCUAUGAAUGCCGGCCACGAAGAGUCUACGCCUCUUCAUUUGGUAGUGGCAUUGAUCUCUGAUUGUAAUAACUUAAGGCAAGCAAUUGUCAAUGCCAGUCAGGGUGAAGACACUGAAAACUCAAUUAGGAAUGCCCUCAAUCAAGAAAUGAAUGUGCUUCCCUGCAGAAUUCCUAAAAAUGAGAAGCAACCCAAAAAGAUUGGUUUUUUGAAAAACAACACUCGGGAAAACAAUGUCCCAGAAAGUUACAGUCUACGUAGGGUGAUUAACAUGGCUCAAUCCUCGAAGUCCCAUGGUCAGAGUCAUUUAGCCAUUGAUCAGUUGAUUCUCUGUCUUUUGGAAGAUUCAGAAAUUGAAGAUCUUUUUGAAAGAAGUGGGAUCAGUACCUCAAGGGUGAAAUUAGAGGUCAAGAAGCUUUAUGGGAAGGAGGGAAAAAAGGUGAGAGAUCCUUCUGGAGAUACCACAUUUCAAACUCUGAAGGCUUAUGGUUGUGACUUCAUAGAGCAAGCUCGAAAGCUUGACCCUGUCAUUGGAAUGAAUGAAGAGAUUAAUAUGGUUAUUAGUAUUCUAUCAAGAAAAAACAAGAGCAAUGCCAUUAUUAUUGGAGAGCCUGGUGUUGGAAAAACAGCAGUGGUUGAAGGCUUAGCCCAAAGAAUUGUUAAAGGGGAUGUUCCUAAAUAUUUUGAUGAUGUGAGGCUUUUUGCAUUAGAUAUGGGGGCCUUGGUUGCUGGAACAAAGUAUAGGGGAGAAUUUGAGAAAAGGUUGAAAGCAAUUCUAAAGGAAGCAGAAGAAGCUGAAGGAAAAGUUAUACUCUUCGUUGAUGAAAUACACCUUGUUCUUGGUGCUGGUCAAAUUGAAGGAGGGUCCAUGGAUGCUGCCAACAUUUUCAAGCCAAUGCUUGCCAGGGGCCAAUUUGGAUGCAUUGGGGCGACAACUUUUUUAGAGUAUACAAAAUAUGUGGAGAAAGAUGCUGCUUUUGCAAGAAGGUUCCAAAAGGUUAAUGUGGUCGCGCCAAGUGUUGAGAACACAAUUAGUAUCCUUCGAGGUCUAAAAGAGAGGUACGAAAGACAUCAUGAUGUUAAAAUUCAGGAUCAAGCUCUUGUGGCUGCUGCCCAACUAUCAGCUCGAUAUAUUACUGGACGUCAUUUGCCAGACAAGGCACUUGACCUAGUUGAUGAAGUAUGUGCAAAUGUCAAGGUCCAACUCAAUAGUCGACCAGAAGAGAUUGAUAAUCUUGAAAGGAAAAAACUUCAGUUAGAAGUUGAAUGUCAUGCUCUUGAGAAGGAGAAAGACAAAGCUAGUGAGGCUGAACUUGUUAAAGUUAAAAAAGAGCUUAAUGAUUUGAUGAUCAAACUUCAACCAUUAAGGGAAAAGUAUAUAGAGGAGAAGGAAAAGUUUAAUGAGCGUCGCAAACUGAAACAGAGGCUAGAGUUUGUUCUGGUUACAUUACAAGCUGAAGAGAGAGGUAAUGUUGAUGAUGCUAAAACUUAUCCAAUUAAAGGUAUUGAGGCAGCAAUUGCAAAGCUUGAAAGGAGCAUAGAAGAAAAUGUAAUGUUGGUUGAGAUUAUUGGACCAGAACAAAUUGCAAAAGAAGUGAGUCACUUGACAAACAUACCUAUGAUGAGGCUUGGCCAGAGUGAGAAAGAGUGGUUGAAUGGCCUUGCUGGCAAGUUGCAUCAAAGAGUAGUGGGGCAAGAUCAAGCAGUCAAUGCGGUAACUGAAGCUAUGUUGAGAUCAAGGGUUGGAUUGGGAAGGCAGCAGCAGCCAACUGGUUCAUUCCUUUUCUUGGGUCCUACAGGUGUUGGGAAGACUGAGCUUGCUAAGGCUCUUGCAGAACAGCUGGGUGGCAAAGAAAAUAUAUUGAUUCGGAUUGACAUGACUGAGUAUAUGGAGCCACACUCAGUUGCCCGAUUAAUUGGUGUUCCACCUAGCUAUGAUGGGCAUGAGGAAGGUGGGCAACUCACAGAAGCUGUGAGGAGGCAGCCAUAUAGUGUCAUACUAUUUGAUGAAGUUGAGAAAGCACACCCCACUGUUUUAAAUACAUUUCUUCAAAUUUUGGAUGAUGGAAGGUUGACAGAUGGCGCAGGCUGCACAAUUGAUUUCACCAACACAAUAAUCAUUAUGACUUCAAACCUUGGAGCCGAGUAUCUCUUGAAAGGAUCAAUGGGCAGUUGUACAAUGGAGGGUGCUCGGGAAUUGGUAAUGCAAGAGGUGAGGAAAGACUUCAAGCCCGAGUUUCUUAAUCGACUGGAUAAGAUUGUGGUAUUUGAUCCUCUUUCUCACGAUCAAUUGAUAAAGGUUGCCGAGCUUCAGGUGAAGGAUGUGAAAUUCCGCCUUGCAAGGAGAGGUAUUGCCUUAUGUGUGACUGAACAAGCACUGUAUGUUACAUUAUUGAACAGUUAUGAUCCGGAAUAUGGUGUGAGACCUAUUAGGAGAUGGGUGGAGCAGAAUGUGGUCACUAAAUUAUCAGGAAUGCUUUUGAAUAAGGAGAUUGAUGAAAAUUCAACUGUUUAUAUAGAUUCUAUGCCUAAUGGGUAGGAGUUAACAUAUCGGGUUAAAAGCAAUGGGGGACUUGUGAAUGCUGCUACUGGGCAAAAUUCAGACACACUUAUUGAACUGACUGAUGCCGCCAAGGUGAAAAUGAAGAUGAAGCUGGCGACGAAGAUGAAGAAAUCUAUAGAUG
Messenger RNA from Camellia sinensis, 2963 nucleotides. Lineage: Eukaryota; Viridiplantae; Streptophyta; Magnoliopsida; Ericales; Theaceae. The record is from RefSeq and is a predicted model, not a curated record.